AUGAAGGAUAAUGCGAACCAGGAGGCUCGCCCGGAGGGAGAAAGUAACAAUGCCCCGAGGGAAGCCAAUUUGAAGAAUUUCGAAAAGACCUUCAUCCACGACUGGCAGAAGGCACUGAGGCGCGUAGAAGAAGGGAGGAAGUGUUGCGAACACCUAAGUAGAAUUUUCCAGGAACUCAUUUGCAUUGAAAAGGAGUACGAACAGAACUUGAGAAACUUGUGUAACUCAUUUAAAGACUUUAGUGACGAAUCCUCUGGGAUUAAGAACGGAAUAGAGAGUCUAAAAAAAAACAUCGAAAGGAGAUGUGAACAGAUAGCAGAUUUUGUUAACUAUGUGGAAAGUGAAAUAAUAUAUAGUACCCUAAACACUACGCUGAUAAAUCAUAAAAAUGUGUAUGACCAGAUUAGGAUAGAUGGAAUGGAAAGUGAUAAAAUGGUGGAGAGGACUAAAAGGGAUACGGUAAAAUAUGUCCAGAAUUGUGUAAGCGCGUACGACAAUUUAGUGGAUUCUAUUCUUGUUUUUCACAACAGCACUUACUACCAUCCGUUGAAGCGGAUUGAACUUUCCAAUGUUUGUAUACAUAAAUAUUUACUAGCCAAAAAGAGGGAGUAUGAAUAUAAGAACAUCAUAAAUAAUGUGAACCAAGUGGAACUGAAAAAAGAGAAAAAAAUGAAAAGCAUUUUGUACUCUCUUGAAUCGAUGGACUACAAGAGAAUUUCCUGUAUAAAGGAUAACGUGAUGAAAUACCUAAUUUUUUUUACCUCCUAUAUUAGGAACGUGCAAUAUGAUCUAAAUGGCUGUAUUGAUGUGUUUAAAGAUGUGGAUGCGGGUAGGGAGAUCGAGGAGUAUUGCGAAUUGUAUUGUGAGAGGGGUGGUGCUGGUGGGAAGAGACAAAGUGAGAAUUCUUUCCUCUACAAUAAUAUUGUCUCCUGGCCAAUGUUAAUAGAUCACCGAAAUGAGUUUAACUCUGUUGGGGUGGGAUCUUCUUACGGUAGUCGUGGUGAUUACCCCGAAAACGACAACUAUGUGAGGAGUGGGAGGAGUAAGUAUGGCAACUUAUUAUCCUCCCUCUUCAACGUUAACGCGUAUAAGAAUUUGAUUCAAAGUGAGCACAACGAUCGUAGGAGGGGUAUGGAGAGAAGGGGGGUCAACAGUGUGUAUACAAACAUUUUUAACGAAAUUGUUUUUUUUAACAAGAAGGAGGUGAGCAGCGAGGGGGAGAACGAAGCGGGGGAGAACAAUGCAGGUGAGGAUGAGGCGGAGCGUAGUGAUCCGGGUGGGAAUGCUGACUUGGAUAACCUUGGCGAGGUGUCCAACCCGAGUGACGCGCUCAAGCGGAGUGAGGAAGCCCUUCCCCAGGGGGAAGAGAACGAAACAGGGGAAAUACCAGCAAAGUCAGGCAAAAAGGAACCUAAUGAGGGUGAGGUCAAUUCGACAGUGAAGCCCUUCCCACCAGAGGAGGUAUCCCCAACGGGGAAGGAGCUCAUAGAGGAUGGAAAUAGCGUGGACCCAAAUGAACGUGGGCAGGUUGUUAAUCUAGCAGAUGGCGCUGCCUCAGAGGAUUCUAUCAAAAGGGAGUUUGUUAAGGCGGAAAAUUGUAACGGGGGUGACAUAAAUUGCUCAGAAGAGCUAGAUAAUCAGAGAAGCAACCCCGACGUGGGGGGCGAUGGAAACAGUGUCAAACGUAACAGUGUGCACUGCGAGUCUGAUCUGAGUUACACGUACGUAAGGGACAUGUUAGAAAGGGAGGGGACGCAGAACGAGCAGGAGUCAGACAGUGGAGGAAGCGAAGUGGAUUGUACAAACCGAUUUAAAAAAAUAGAAAUUUUUUUUCAAUUUUAUUUGAAAAAUUUAUUUCAUGGGAAUUUUACGAAAAUAGAAGAAUUCAACAUUUCGUCCUAUUUCAACGUGUACAAUAAUCGAAUAAUUUUUUGUGAGUGUCUGAUGUAUUAUGUUAAGAAGGGGAAGACGUUUUUUAAAAAUAUGGAGAGCAUGAUUAUAUUUGCAAGAAUAAUUUUGUCCUUUUUGGACUACUGCGAUUUGUACUUUGAUUACUGGUCUUCCGUCUACAUUUUGGUCGCUUCGGAAAAUUUUUAUUUUGAAGUGGAGGAAAAUUACCACUUGGAUGUUAAGCGGUUGUUGGAGGAGUGCCAUUUUUUUGAGAAGUUUAAAAGGGGAAAGGCAGCCGGUAGUAGGGGGGGGUCCCCAAUGGGGGCAAUGCAAAUGAAGACUGGUAAUGUUCAUGAAAGGAGAAAAAACACCCAUGGGGUGGAUGAUUUUUUCAUUAUCGAUGAGGAUGAGAAUGGAAAGGGGGGUUCACCUAAGGCACGUAACGUGCGGGUGUUGUCGAAGAUGAGUAUGCCGAGUAGCAGAGUGAGGAGGAGUGUUGUGAAUAUAUACGAGAGUAGGGAGGAUGUGCAGAAGGAAAACCAGGUGGACGACCAUUCCAAUGGAGACGCCCCUGCGUUAGCUGGUGUAGAGGGUAGUGGACAGGAAGAAGUAAUAACAAGAACGAACGGGUCCAGUGCGUCGAGGGAGGAGCCCCCAAAUGAUGACUUGCCAGAAAAUUUGGAACGGAAGGACCAAGAGGAGAAGAAUUGCGAAGAAGUAGUGAACAAAGAAGAAAAGACGCCUGGCGAAAUCGGUAUUCCCAUGAGUAGUGGCAAAGGCGAAAGGGUAGAGAAUAGUAGGAACACUUCACGCAGGAAGAAGAUCCUGUUGCAGAAAUUUGUGUAUGCCCACAACCUGUGGAACAACAUAAAGUUCUGGGAAGUGAGUCUCUUAAUUAUCAUUUCGGAAAUAAUCCAAGAAAGUAUUUUACUGGAAAAAUUGAAAUACGAAAACAAAGAAUCGCUAAUUAAGAAGUAUUUUUUUUUUUUUAAAUAUUUUAAUUUCUACAAUAGUAUGAUUGACUUUGGAUUAUCAAUUAACCAAAUUGGUUUGCUCCUCAAUAAGGUGUUUCACAGUUUCGACUUAAAAAAUGACCCCAUUUCUCGGAAAUAUUUUUUCCAAAUUAUUGACAUUGCCACGAAUAAGAAGAUCACCCUGAAUUAUAUUAAGACGGAUGUCGGGAAUUUGAACACGGAGUAUAAGAAGUACUACUUGCAGUAUUACAACAAUUAUUUGAAUGAUGAUAGUAGGCCGGGGGGGAAGAAGCUUUGA
Molecule: messenger RNA, 3162 nt
Organism: Plasmodium coatneyi
Lineage: Eukaryota; Apicomplexa; Aconoidasida; Haemosporida; Plasmodiidae
Exons: 2
Coding region: 1-3162 (1053 amino acids)
Source: RefSeq, a predicted model, not a curated record